Molecule: messenger RNA, 1908 nt
Organism: Thalassophryne amazonica
Lineage: Eukaryota; Metazoa; Chordata; Actinopteri; Batrachoidiformes; Batrachoididae
Product: mitochondrial basic amino acids transporter-like
Exons: 4
Coding region: 372-1289 (305 amino acids)
Biological process (GO): mitochondrial L-ornithine transmembrane transport
Cellular component (GO): mitochondrion
Molecular function (GO): high-affinity L-arginine transmembrane transporter activity
Source: RefSeq, a predicted model, not a curated record
AAAUCAGCUUGAUAUCGAAACUAAGUGGAAGGAGACAAGAGUUUGUGUUUACUGUUGCACCUCCUCGACGGGACACAGGGAUUUUUUUUUUUUUUUGCGCUACAGUCGAGUUUUAUUAGAAUAAAGCGAGGAGUACGAGUGGGUAAAAGCAAAAUAAAUUAACUGGGACAAAUAAAAUAACACAGCGGGCUUUUGGGGCAGGUGUUCAAAGGCGGAAGCAGCUAGCCGGUGCUAGCUUAGCUUAAAGAAAAGAAACGCUGACUUGAAAGUGUCCGUCACCGUAUAAAGGGGCAACUUUAAUAAGCGUUUAUAGAGCUGUUAUUACGGUUCCGGUAGACUUUAGCGGCAUUUUUUUUUUUUCUGUUUCAGUGAUGGACUUCGUUGCUGGUUGCCUUGGAGGUGCUGCUGGAGUCUUAGUUGGGCAUCCGUUUGACACAGUUAAGGUGAGACUGCAGGUCCAGAAUGCAGACAAGCCGCUGUAUCGCGGAACGUUUCACUGCUUCCAGUCCAUCAUCCGGCAGGAGUCGGUAUUUGGUCUGUAUAAAGGCAUUGGAUCCCCCAUGAUGGGCCUCACCUUCAUUAACGCCAUAGUAUUCGGCGUCCAGGGGAACACCAUACGAAUGCUGGGGAAGGACACGCCCAUGACCCAGUUCCUGGCCGGAGCUGCUGCAGGUGGAAUCCAGUGUAUCAUCUGCUGCCCCAUGGAGCUGGCCAAAACCCGCAUGCAGAUGCAAGGUACUGGAGAGAAGAAGUCCUCCAAAAAGGUGUACAAGAACUCCCUUGACUGCUUGCUGCGCAUCUACAGAAAGGAGGGAUUGUGGGGCGUAAACCGAGGUAUGGUCACCACGCUUGUCCGCGAGGUGCCGGGUUUCGGAGUGUAUUUCCUGGCCUAUGAUUUACUGACCCGCUCACUUGGCUGCGAGCCCAACGCCCCCUUCCUGAUUCCAAAACUGCUGUUCGCCGGCGGCAUGGCCGGCAUCUUCUCCUGGCUUUCCUCCUACCCGGCGGAUGUGAUCAAAUCCCGGCUGCAGGCGGACGGGGUCAAUCAAUACAGCAGCAUCGCGGACUGCGUGCGUCAGAGCGUCAGGAAAGAGGGCUACAUGGUGUUUACCAGAGGCCUGACCUCCACGCUGCUGAGAGCCUUCCCCGUGAACGCGGCCACCUUCGCCACCGUCACGCUCGUGCUCAUGUACAUACGUGGCGAUGAGGACGCGCCAAAAAACUGCGAGGUAGAUCAGCCGAUCCGUCACGAUCAGAUUGAACAGCAGAAGCAUUCCGACAGCCUGUAACGGAGCGCAGACAAUCGUGGCACUUACAGAAAACAAGUGUUAACAGACACACACUCACACACCUUGCUUGCCCAUUCCAAGUUUGGAGUCAGAACGCAUGUGAAUCAUAAUGAUUGGUCAUGCUAAAAAGGAAAAUCUAUUUAUUUUUUAACCACAAUGAAAAAUUUAUUUAUUUUUUAACCACAAUGAAAAAUUUAUUGUUAUUUUUGUGACACCGGGUCUCUGGAACAACUUACCUGAACUAAGGUCCACAAAUAUUCAAACUGUAUCAUUCAUGAUGACAAAAACAAAACAAACAAACAAAAAAAAGAGUAUUUGUCAUUGACAAAACAGUUUAACACCCUGACUCAAAGUGAGGACGUGGCACACUGUGGACUCUGAAAUGUGAUCUGUUAGUUGCAUCUAGACACAAUUUAUUUUUCUUAGUUCUGUUUUUUGUAGUUUGAUGUUUUCCCGCUUUAAGAGAUGCAUAAUUUUAUACGGUAAACAAGUGGGAACAUUUGUUUGUACUUGAACUGUGUCCACUGAUGAACCAAGCAGGCGAAUGACCUCGAAUGUAGCAGCGUGUGGUGAUGGACGUGUGAAGAAAGAAUCACUUUGCCUGCUUAAAAAACAACAA